UCCAUUCUAAAAAAAAAAGAAGAAAAAUGAUUGUUUCCCGUGUGGGAGUUAUCCUUCACUCAGUGAGGCUUCAAAUACGUCGGAUAAUCCGAUGUAUGUAAGCGGACUUAAAACCAAGGUAAUAAAACGCUUUCAGGUUUUACCGAGGCUAAAUAUUAUUUCUUUUGAAGGUUCCCUGUCUGCACCAGACAAAUUAUUAGUGAGAAAAUAGAUUGACUUUGCUUGGAACCAUCUGAGUGGGAGGGAUUCUUGUGAAGGAGCCCAAGGUAGUGAGUUGAGCUCAGUGGCUAAAGUUUCCAAAAGUGCAGAGAGAGGACGGAGCGCAUCUCUGCCUGCGCCACCUGAUCAGCAUCUCCCGCUCUCCUAACACGAAAAGACGCAUCUUCCCACUGUUUUCAGGGAUUUUCUUGUUGCGACAUUUAAAACGAAACUUUGCCGAAUAUUUGAGGAUAUAACCAGGGGGAAGUUGUUGACUGGAAUCAGGGAUGGCUCUGUCUUUUCGACGCAGGUGUUUGCUGUUUCUGUGUUUGACAGCUAUCCAGAGCGGCCACGCCACUGUUCAGACAUGCAUGGAUAAGCACCAGGUGGUUGGGGUGCUGCGUCAGAUGGAGAAGUUCUUGAAAGGCCAAGAGAUAAGGUUUACAGAGGGCCUCAGGAUAAUGAAGUCAAAGCUGGCAUCGCUUCAGAACUCUGUCUCCAAAUUGCCUCAAGCUGAUCAGUCCGCUGCUCCGACCACCUGCCCCUCCCUGGAGGCCCCCGCUCACGGAACAAAGUUUGGCUCAAAGUAUUUUGUUGGACACGAGGUUCAUUUCAUUUGUUCCCAGGGCUACCACCUUGUAGGUUCUGCUACACGGGUUUGCCGGGAGAAUGGUACCUGGACUGGUGUCAGGGCAGUUUGUAAAGAUAUGAGUGUGUGUGCAAGCAAUCCCUGCCAGAAUGGAGGUACCUGUGUGGAAGGUGUGAACCAGUACAAAUGCACCUGUCCUCAGACCUGGAGUGGCUCUCACUGCCAGCACCAAACACAGACAGGCCAGUGCCACGGAACUCCGCCUGAGUGGAGUGUUAUGAAUGAUCCAGCAUUCAGCCGGAGACCUCGCUGCGCUCAAGUGAACCAAGCCCAACACUGCAGCUGUGACGCAGGCUUUCACAUGAGUGGCACCUCUGACAACAGCAUCUGUCAGGAUGUAAAUGAGUGUGAAGUCUACCGGCUGGACCAAGGAGGGAAACUGUGUGUCCAUGAGUGUGUGAAUGUGCCAGGCUCAUACCACUGCUCCUGCCCCAGCGGUUACAAGUUGCUCCCAGAUGGGCGGAGCUGUGAAGAUGUGGAUGAAUGUUUAAGCCGAAAGCACAACUGUAGUCAAGGGACAACUUGUAUAAACAUGGGGGGCGGCUUUCAGUGUGUCAACCCAGAGUGCCCACGCUCUCAUGGCAACAUCAGCUACGUUAAGACAUCUCCCUUCCAGUGUGAGAGAAACCCCUGCCCCAUGGACAGCCGCUCCUGCCACCAGGCUCCCAAGACCGUGUCUUUCCACUACCUGUCCCUGCCCUCCAACCUGCAGACCCCUGCCACGCUUUUCCGCAUGGCGACAGCUACCGCGCCUGGCCGCACCGGGCCAGACAGUCUACGGUUCGGCAUAGCAGGGGGAAACUCCCGGGGCAUCUUCGUCAUGCAGCGCUCGGACAGACAGACGGGUGAGCUGAUCCUGGUGCAGCAGCUGCGUGGGCCCCAGGAGAUCAGCGUGGACGUGGACAUGUCUGAGUACAGCGACCGCACUUUCCAGGCCAAGCACGCGGCAAGGGUCCAUGUCCUAGUCUCACCGUACAAUUUCUGAGAGCAAGCAUGGAGGACAGAGGAACUGUAGACUGUAACCCAAAGAGGAACAAGGAAGAGGGCACAACAGGCACAAAUUCACACCAACUGUCUGUUCAAACCCUUUUCAAAAAUUGGUUGCACAGUUUGUGGGGCCGGUAUGACAUCUUAAUUAUGGCAUGUGCUCAUUCAGUGUUCAGGCCCAGGCUGGAAUGAAGCACCCUGAUAUGAUGAAACAUCCCCAUUAACAUUAGUGCUCCUGGAGCUCUAAUUUAUUGGAAAUGCUGUUUUGUUUUUCUUUUCUGUCUUUUUUUUAACAGUAUAACAUACUAUAUGCAACAUUAUCACUGAUCAUAUACUCUAGACGAGUUUUUCUACAAGCUUGCCUCAUUUAAGUCAUAUAAGGACGUUUUUGAAACAGUAGCUGCACUACUGUACCUGAUCUAAUCUCCUCUAUGUUUCAUAUUCUGUAUAUUACCCAAGAAUAGUCCCAGUAUAUUCAAAAUCAAUGCUGAUUUGGCAAACUUGCCAAUGCACGAUUUAUCUGGAAUUUUAAUUGUCUCAACUUUGCUGAAAUAAAGUCAGUCCAAC
Messenger RNA from Menidia menidia (Atlantic silverside), 2401 nucleotides. NCBI's taxonomy places the organism in Eukaryota, Metazoa, Chordata, Actinopteri, Atheriniformes, Atherinopsidae. The record is from the annotation of a GenBank genome assembly.